UCGAUGAACAAAUGAAAUACGGCAACGUCACGCACGAAGUGGUGAACCAAAGUGAUUGUUCAUUCGGCGUUUCAAAAAUUGUAAAUUCACGGAUUGUAACUAUAAUUUUUAGUAAAAAUGGCAGACAAUAAAAGCCCUGAUGAUCUCUCGACCGCGAUCCUGCGCCGCAAGGACAGGCCCAACAGGCUCAUCGUGGAGGAGGCGGUCAGCGACGACAACUCGGUGGUCGCGUUAUCACAGGCCAAAAUGGAGCAGCUACAACUAUUCCGUGGAGACACAGUGCUACUCAAAGGCAAGAGACGUAAGGAAACUGUCUGCAUCGUCCUGUCAGACGACAACUGCCCCGAUGAGAAGAUCCGCAUGAACCGUGUGGUUAGGAACAACCUGCGAGUCAGGCUGUCAGACGUGGUGUCCAUAGCACCGUGCCCAUCUGUCAAGUACGGCAAGCGAGUGCACAUACUGCCCAUCGAUGAUUCUGUUGAAGGUUUGACUGGAAACCUGUUCGAAGUGUACCUGAAGCCUUACUUCAUGGAGGCAUACAGGCCCAUCCACCGUGACGACACCUUCAUGGUGCGUGGAGGCAUGCGAGCGGUGGAGUUCAAAGUGGUGGAGACCGACCCCUCUCCUUACUGCAUCGUGGCACCUGAUACGGUCAUACAUUGCGAGGGAGAGCCCAUCAAGCGUGAGGAAGAAGAAGAAGCAUUGAACGCUGUGGGUUACGACGACAUCGGCGGCUGCCGCAAGCAGCUGGCUCAGAUCAAAGAGAUGGUGGAGCUGCCUCUGCGGCACCCGUCGCUGUUCAAGGCCAUCGGCGUGAAGCCACCGCGCGGCAUCCUCAUGUACGGCCCGCCUGGUACCGGGAAGACGCUGAUCGCACGUGCUGUCGCUAAUGAGACCGGCGCAUUCUUCUUCCUAAUCAACGGUCCGGAGAUCAUGUCGAAACUGGCCGGUGAAUCGGAGUCCAACCUGCGUAAGGCGUUCGAGGAGGCUGACAAGAACUCUCCAGCCAUCAUCUUCAUCGAUGAGCUGGACGCCAUCGCUCCGAAGAGAGAGAAAACCCAUGGGGAGGUGGAGCGACGCAUCGUGUCGCAGCUGCUGACUUUGAUGGACGGCAUGAAAAAGUCGUCCCACGUGAUCGUAAUGGCGGCGACCAACCGUCCGAAUUCUAUCGACCCGGCGCUGCGCCGUUUCGGACGCUUCGACCGCGAGAUCGAUAUCGGCAUCCCGGACGCCACCGGACGCCUGGAGAUCCUCCGCAUUCAUACUAAGAACAUGAAGCUGGGUGAUGACGUCGAUUUGGAACAGAUCGCGGCCGAGUCUCACGGUCACGUGGGCGCGGAUCUCGCGUCUCUGUGCUCGGAGGCGGCUCUGCAGCAGAUCCGCGAGAAGAUGGACCUCAUCGACCUCGAAGAUGACCAGAUCGACGCUGAGGUGCUUAACUCGCUCGCCGUGUCCAUGGACAACUUCCGGUACGCGAUGACCAAGUCGUCGCCAUCGGCUCUGCGCGAGACGGUAGUCGAAGUCCCGAACGUGACGUGGGGCGACAUCGGAGGCUUGCAGAGCGUCAAGCGCGAGCUGCAGGAACUUGUGCAGUACCCUGUGGAACACCCCGACAAGUUCCUCAAGUUUGGCAUGCAGCCUUCCCGUGGUGUGCUGUUCUACGGACCCCCGGGUUGCGGUAAAACUCUGCUGGCUAAGGCCAUCGCCAACGAGUGCCAGGCCAAUUUCAUCUCCGUGAAGGGCCCUGAACUGCUCACAAUGUGGUUCGGCGAAUCUGAGGCCAACGUGAGAGACAUCUUCGACAAGGCACGAUCGGCGUCACCCUGCGUGCUAUUCUUCGACGAGUUGGACUCCAUCGCCAAGUCUCGCGGUGGCUCCGUAUCGGACGCGGGCGGCGCCGCGGACCGCGUCAUCAACCAGAUCCUAACUGAGAUGGACGGCAUGGGCGCUAAGAAGAACGUCUUCAUCAUCGGUGCUACAAACAGACCCGACAUCAUCGACCCGGCUAUCCUGCGACCGGGCCGCCUGGACCAGCUGAUCUACAUCCCGCUGCCCGACGAGAAGUCGCGCGAGGCCAUCCUGCGCGCCAACUUGCGCAAGUCGCCCAUCGCUAAGGACGUCGACCUGUCCUACAUCGCCAAGGUAAAGUCACAGCAGCUUAUGUAAAGCCUGGUCUAAUGACCCCAAACUACCCAUCC
This is a messenger RNA of Ostrinia furnacalis (Asian corn borer), 2198 nucleotides long. It is a transcript of the gene TER94, whose product is annotated as Transitional endoplasmic reticulum ATPase TER94. Gene Ontology annotation, cellular component: cytosol; VCP-NPL4-UFD1 AAA ATPase complex; nucleus. Gene Ontology annotation, molecular function: ATP hydrolysis activity; polyubiquitin modification-dependent protein binding; ATP binding. Lineage: Eukaryota; Metazoa; Arthropoda; Insecta; Lepidoptera; Crambidae. The transcript is spliced from 12 exons. The record is from RefSeq and is a predicted model, not a curated record. Bases 118 to 2166 code for a protein of 682 amino acids. Gene Ontology annotation, biological process: mitotic spindle disassembly; autophagosome maturation; retrograde protein transport, ER to cytosol.